AUGGAUCGCAACAAGGACAACCCAGCCUUUGCUGCUCUGUACUUCCCGCUGGAGCUUCACCGCAGAGAAGCCUUGGCCAAAGACCUGCAGUAUUUCUAUGGAGAAGACUGGAGAGACAAGAUCCAGUGUUCAGAGGCAACUCAGCACUACGUGGACAGAAUCCAUCACGUGGGACAGCACGAGCCAGAGCUGCUGGUGGCUCACGCGUACACACGCUACAUGGGGGACCUCUCGGGUGGCCAAGUGCUGAAGAAGGUGGCCCAGAGGGCCCUGAAGCUGCCCAGUACCGAGGAAGGGAUCCAGUUCUACACCUUUGACAACAUUUCCAAUGCACAGCAGUUCAAGCAGCUCUACAGAGCGAGGAUGAACGCUCUGGACUUGGACAGGGACACCAAGGAGAGGAUCGUGGAAGAGGCCAACCGAGCCUUCAGGUUCAACAUGCAGGUGUUUGAGGAGCUGGACGGGAUCGGGAGGGCGCUGCCGGAGGAGGCUCAGGACGGAGGGUCCGCAGCCCACGCUGGGAAGGGAGACCCGCGGAAAUGCCCGUACUACGCGGGCAGAGCAGGUGAGUGGUGGGCGCCGGCAGAGCUGCACCGGCGGCUGCCCCGGCCCGCGGCACUGACGGGUCUGUUCCUGCCAGGCACGGCCCCCGGCUGCCCCUGCCACGCCGCCCUGGCCCUGGCCACGCAGCCCCUGGUGCAGCUCGUCCUGGCAGCCUGCCUGGCUGCGGCAGCGGGAGCCGCGGCCUGGUACGUCCUGUGA
Molecule: messenger RNA, 762 nt
Organism: Colius striatus (speckled mousebird)
Lineage: Eukaryota; Metazoa; Chordata; Aves; Coliiformes; Coliidae
Gene: HMOX2
Product: heme oxygenase 2
Exons: 2
Coding region: 1-762 (253 amino acids)
Biological process (GO): response to oxidative stress; heme catabolic process; heme oxidation
Molecular function (GO): heme binding; heme oxygenase (decyclizing) activity
Source: RefSeq, a predicted model, not a curated record